This is a messenger RNA of Amyelois transitella, 2802 nucleotides long. It is a transcript of the gene Trp1, whose product is annotated as translocation protein SEC62. The transcript is spliced from 8 exons. NCBI's taxonomy places the organism in Eukaryota, Metazoa, Arthropoda, Insecta, Lepidoptera, Pyralidae. The record is from RefSeq and is a predicted model, not a curated record. Bases 130 to 1248 code for a protein of 372 amino acids. Gene Ontology annotation, cellular component: endoplasmic reticulum; endoplasmic reticulum membrane. Gene Ontology annotation, biological process: post-translational protein targeting to membrane, translocation.
GAUUGUCAUUGUCGUCAAUCAAAAUUUUGUUGAAGUCAGAAAAAUAGCAAAGCGCGACGAAGUGAAAGAAUUUCCUCGACACGACUAUUACAAAUUAAUUGCAACGUUGACAAAUAUUUUCCAUAAAUAAUGGCAGAUAAAAGAAAAACAAAGAAACGCAAGGACGAGUUUGGCGAAUCCACAGAGUCGGAGAAGCCAACGAGCGAAGAGUACGCAGUGGCGAAGUGGUUAAAAGCGAACGUGCCCACAAAGAAAACAAAGUUCCUGAAUCACCAUGUCGAAUAUUUCACAGGCGCAAAAGCGGUGGACGCACUGCUCACGUCAAAAUGGGCGACGGGCAAGAACCCGAUCUUCACGACACGCCACGAGGUCACCACCUACCUACAUCAGAUGCUGCUGCACAAACUGUUCCACAGAGCUAAGAAGGUACCAGUAAGUGAACAGGAACUGAAAGGCAAAUCAAAGAAGAAAGAUGAGAAAUCUAGCAAGAGUAAUGAUGACAAAGACGGAGAAAAAAGCCAAGCCAGCGCCUGCGAAGGAAAGGACACAAAGGACAGCAAAGAGAAGGAGAAGAAGAAACGCAAGAUCCGCCUGGAGAUGCACCUGGAACAGCUGUUCCUCGACACAGCGGACGCCUACGUCUGGAUCUACAACCCCAUGCCGUGGUACUACUGGCUGUGUGGGGUCCUGGUGGUGAUUGGUACCAUCACUGUCUGCAUGUUCCCGUUGUGGCCUGCCACCUUCAGAAAAGGCGUGUACUACCUGAGCGUGGCUGCCGCCGCGUUCCUCGUCCUCAUCAUAGCCCUGGCCAUCAUCAGGCUGGUCGUGUUCUGCCUGGUGUGGAUUCUGACUCUGUCCAGACACCAUCUGUGGCUGUUGCCCAACCUCACUGAGGACGUGGGCUUCUUCGCGUCUUUCUGGCCGCUAUAUAAGUACGAAUACCGUGGGCCAGGUUCAGAGAGCGACAAGUCGAGUAAGAACAAGAAGAAACCCAAGAAAGACAAACAGUCGGACGACGAGGCGGAGAAGACGGAGAAAGGGCAAGAUGUCGCUCCGGCGGGAGUGGACGCUGCGCACGAGUUGGACGAAGCCAAAGAAGAGAGUCCACUCCUGCCCGGCUCGGAGAAACAUUCCGACUCUGAAUCCGAGAACAGCCAGCGAUCGUCCACAGACAGGGACUUCGAAAUCGUCGAUCCGGAAAUGGUCGAGUCCGCCGAACUCGACCCCGACCCCAAAGUCGCCACUUAGAUGCCAUUUUGUAUCGUCAAACCAAUUAGUUAAGGUCGAAAACGCACUGGGUAUGUGUGAUUCCAUUUACAAAUUUAAAUUUCGUUGCAAACAGAAUUGUUCUUGUCAACGUGUUGCCGUCCUUGUCUAGAUUGUGGCGGUUGAAUGCGACGGCAAUGGUUUGUCAAUGCACUUUUGUUUGACACAAAGUUAGUGUGUAUUGAUUGGGUUUUCAAAUUUAAAUUUCGUUCCAAACAUUUUGAUUUGUCAUUCGAAUGUUUCGCCAUCCUUGUCUAGGUAUACGGCUUAUGUGCGACGGUGAUAUAGGUCGUUUGGUAAAACCCUUUUGUUUGCCACGAAGUGAGUUUUUAUUGAUUUUUUAUUCCAAAUCUUAUUGGGAAUCAGCACAAGUUUUGUAGUUCGUGCAUACAGGAGUUAUGUAUUAAUGUUUUUUUAAUUAAAGUUUUAAUUUAAUAAUAAUAUUUUCUGUGAAUUCUCUUAUCUUAUUAUAUACUUUAAUAAAUUUGUCAUAAUAUUUUUAAGUUUAUAGUAUCUACGAAUAAUAAUUUUGCAUAUUUUUGCAUUUAUUGCCACUUUUCAGUUUCUUUUUUUUUUCUACUACUUAGUCUUCCUCUAUAUUUAGACGAAACCAAAUUUUUUUCUUAGUCAAAAUUGUUUUUUUUAAUAAUUAUUAAUACACAAAAUGACUGUUAUGGAGUUAAUGCCAGUGCGUUCAAAUGACCGUCAUUUAUCAGACAAUUUGCGAAUUGAAAAAUCUAGAAGAGAUAAAUUUAGAAUGGUCAGGUUUUCAAUAUGACAGUAACCAAAGGAAAUAACAUAAAGUUUGUCCAAUUCCAAGGUUCGUUUACGGUAAAAAAAACCUUAUAGAAAAAUUAUUUUAUUGUAGUACUAACUACAUAAUUGGAAAACAUUUCGUACAUAUGUACCUAAUCGUAUUACAAACUCAUUUUGCAAUAGUCGAGAAGGCUAUGAUAUUCGCAAUCAUGUUUUGCGUUAUUUGUUUUGUUAUGUCCAUAUAUUGGUGCUGUUUAGUUUUGUACCGUUUGCCGUUGUGAUAAAGGCUCAUUUGAGCCGCUUUUGUAGAUGACAAAUGCACUGGAAAAAUCGGGUCUCAUAAAAACUAAUGGCAUAAUGCUAACUGCCUAACAUUUUUUGGCAAAAUCAUUGUCUAAAAAUAUAUAUAUUUAGGUAUUGAAUAUUAUGUUAAACGAUGAUUAUGCAAAAAACGUUGUGCGUAAAAUUAUGCCAUUAUAAUUUACGAGACCCAAUUUAGACCCGAUUAAUUCUUAAUGAAUUUAAUAAAUUUUGUGACUUAUUAUAUAAACAUAAAAAUGAUUUUUCGAAUAGUGACUUUGAAUGUGUUUAAAGUUACAAAUAGAUUAUAUUUUUAAUUGAUAGAGAAAAAAUAAAUUGCUUAAAAAUUGUUGUUUGAACUCAAAUUGUGAAUUUCGCAACAGUCUUGAAUUGUAAAUAAAUACAUAAUCGUAUAGAUCUUAUUGGUGUUCCAAAUAUAUGUCAAUCGACGACGUAUUUCAAUAAAACAAUACACUUUUA